Pistacia vera is the source of this 1124-nucleotide messenger RNA. Its product is annotated as probable CCR4-associated factor 1 homolog 11. Gene Ontology annotation, cellular component: CCR4-NOT core complex; CCR4-NOT complex; P-body. NCBI's taxonomy places the organism in Eukaryota, Viridiplantae, Streptophyta, Magnoliopsida, Sapindales, Anacardiaceae. The record is from RefSeq and is a predicted model, not a curated record. The annotation marks the transcript as partial. Gene Ontology annotation, molecular function: nucleic acid binding; poly(A)-specific ribonuclease activity. The transcript has a single exon.
CCUUACACUGAAUUUAGUCCUACUCUUUCACGGUUUCACCCCUAUGUCCCAAUCCUUCUCCCUCUUUCCAAGCAGCAUCUUCCCCCCCACCUCCCCCUCCUUAUAUUCCCUCUCUCCCCAUACCAAUUCCAACACCAAUACUUCUUCAACUUUCUUCUCUCUUCACCUUCUUCUUCACAUACACAAUUCAAUACUCAACUCAUCAUGUUUGUCGAAGAUCGUGAUUCCGAUUCUAAACCGAUCGUCAUACGCGAAGUUUGGGCUUCCAACUUGGAAUCCGAGUUCAAUUUGAUCAGUCAAAUCAUCGAUGAAUUCCCGUUUAUUUCCAUGGACACGGAGUUUCCCGGUAUUAUUUUCCGACCGUCAGUCGACCUGGCCAGACCUCACUACCCUCAACGCCAGCCCUCCGAUCACUACGAGAUGUUGAAAUCUAACGUUGAUGCUCUCAACUUGAUCCAGGUCGGUCUAACACUCUCUGAUUCUUCCGGUAGCUUGCCGGAUUUGGGUACCGGUAACCGUUACAUAUGGGAAUUCAACUUCCGGGAUUUUGACGUCGCGACUGAUGCUCACGCGCCUGAUUCGAUUGAGUUGCUGAGACAGCAAGGGAUUGAUUUUGAAAGAAACAGAGAGCAGGGAGUUGACUCGGUCCGGUUCGCUGAGUUGAUGAUGUCGUCGGGGCUCGUGUGUAAUGAGUCGGUGAGUUGGGUAACGUUUCACAGCGCGUAUGAUUUUGGCUACUUGGUGAAGAUCCUCACGCGCCGAAGUUUGCCCAGUGGCUUAGAUAAGUUUUUGAUGAUAUUGAGGGUGUUUUUUGGAAAUAAUGUUUAUGAUAUCAAACAUAUGAUGCGGUUUUGUAGAAGUUUGUACGGUGGGCUGGACCGGGUGGCCCGGAUAUUGGAGGUGAACCGGGCGGUUGGGAAGUGUCACCAAGCGGGUUCUGAUAGCCUGCUGACGUGGCAUGCUUUUCAAAAGAUGAGGGAUAUGUAUUUUGUGAAUGACGGGCCGGAAAAACAUGCGGGCGUGUUGUAUGGAUUAGAAGUGUAUUAAGUUUAUGGUUUAGCUAUAUUAUAUUAAUUCUUUUUUACAAAGUAAAUUAAUAAGGAAUUUAAUUGAUGAUUUAAUUA